UUCGAAUUUGCGCCUCCGAGCCGGCCGCGGUGGCGCUGGCAGAUCCGCGGGGAAGCUCACGUUGGGGAGUGAUUGGAACCGAGGCGUUUCGAAAAGUUCGUUCGAUCGAGAGGCGAGGUCGCGGCGGAGGAGAUGGCGGCGGCGGCGGCGGCAACGAUCGGGAUGAUGGACGGGGCGUACUUCGUCGGGAGGGGGGAGAUCCUCAGCUGGAUCAAUGCGACGCUCCAGCUCUCCCUCGGCAAGGUCGAGGAGGCGGCGUCAGGGGCGGUGCAGUGCCAGUUGAUGGAUAUGGUUCACCCUGGGGUGGUACCAAUGCACAAGGUGAAUUUUGAUGCGAAGACCGAGUAUGACAUGAUCCAGAAUUACAAGAUUCUUCAAGAUGUGUUCAACAAGCUGCGGUUAAGCAAGAAUAUUGAGGUCACCAAGCUUGUGAAGGGACGUCCAUUGGAUAAUUUGGAGUUUAUGCAAUGGUUGAAAAGAUAUUGUGAUUCUGUAAACGGCGGAAUCAUGAAUGAAAACUACAAUCCUGUAGAGAGGAGGUCUAAGGGUUGCAAAGAACGCAGUCUCAAGGGUUCCAACAAGUCAUCCAAAUCACUGCAAGCCAAUAGAUUGUCUAGUGCAAAUUCAGCAGAUGGAGGUCUAUGCAUUGGUAAAGUCUGUAAUGCCAUCGCUGAAGAGCAUUACAGAGAACAGAUUCAGCAGUUAUCAGAGAAGAUUGCAGACCUGAAGAUUUCUGUGGAUAGCGCAGAGAAAGAAAGGGACUUCUACUUCUCUAAAUUGCGGGACAUUGAGAUACUGUGUCAAAGACCUGAGUUGGAGCACCUACCGAUGAGUAAGGCUAUAAAGAAGAUACUUUAUGCCGCUGAUGCAAGAGAUUCACCAUUGCCUGAGGCUAACGAAAUAAUCACCCGGUCACCAGGCAUGUUCUCGGAUGAAGCCUAGUGAUAAAUGGCAUCAGCACACUCAAGCUAUACAGGAUAAUUUUGUGGUUAUCCUAUUUCCUCGUGUCAUUGUAACCCAGAAUAAUAUGUAAAUGAGUAAAUAACGUUUGACAUUAGCAACUGUUCGUGGCCAGUCCAUCGAAGCUGUCUUUGGUGCCGACUAUACUGUCAACUUACUGCCACUAGUUGUGAACUGAAGAUGCAUUUGGAAUGCUCUUAUCUUGUGAUUUGGUUCUCCUAUGAGAUAUUUACGACAUUCGACAGCUUGUAACUUGCUUUUUGUGGAAUGGUUAACUUUUUUUUUUUCCUGGAAUGGUUAUAUUGGAUUUCGAGUAUC
Messenger RNA from Oryza brachyantha (malo sina), 1278 nucleotides. Its product is annotated as microtubule-associated protein RP/EB family member 1A. Gene Ontology annotation, cellular component: cytoplasmic microtubule; spindle midzone; microtubule plus-end. Gene Ontology annotation, biological process: regulation of microtubule polymerization or depolymerization; protein localization to microtubule plus-end; thigmotropism. Bases 133 to 942 code for a protein of 269 amino acids. Gene Ontology annotation, molecular function: microtubule plus-end binding. The transcript has 9 exons. Lineage: Eukaryota; Viridiplantae; Streptophyta; Magnoliopsida; Poales; Poaceae. The record is from RefSeq and is a predicted model, not a curated record.